This is a messenger RNA of Hyaloscypha bicolor E, 1283 nucleotides long. RefSeq lists its product as uncharacterized. The coding region runs from base 1 to 834 and encodes 277 amino acids. The record is from RefSeq and is a predicted model, not a curated record. The transcript has 2 exons. NCBI's taxonomy places the organism in Eukaryota, Fungi, Ascomycota, Leotiomycetes, Helotiales, Hyaloscyphaceae.
AUGAGGGGUCGUGAUAAGCUGAUAGGCUGUGCUGGGAGAUGGGGACUCGGACGAGACGGCUUCGAAAUUUCAAUUGCCCUUCUACCACGCUCUCGCGGCCUGUUGAGGCCGGUUCCGCCGCUGAUUGGAGAGGUUUUUGAUGCAAGUAGCCGCUCUGCAUAUGCACAUGCAAGUGCUCUGGCGCACAGCAAGGGCCAUGUCUCUCAAGGAGCUGCAGGGACCGGUGCCGGGAGUGGAGAGCGUGAGCGAUGGGCGAAGAAUAUCGAGAGAGGAGGCAGGGUUCUGGAAGCGGUGAACUCGCGAGAAAUACGUGGGUCACGUACUACCAAUGAUUUUGCAAGACGACGAGUAAGACAAGCGGUUCAUAGAGAAUAUCUCUUGAUUGAGCAGACAGAAACAUGGUGCGAUUUCGACCGACCUGGGUGCGGGCUGGAUAUCAAAGAAAGUCGAGUACGUCCGGAGGGGACGAGAUUGUGGGCUUCUGUUCUUCCAUUUGGAAAACCAUGCUGUCUCGGGGAGCCGCAGGUCACCAGCGCCAUGCCGGGAGGAUCUCCAAUACUUCCGCCCGCAGAUCACGGGAUUUUCUGGGAGACCUUCAGGAAUCAACAUGAGAGCUCAUGCGUCCAUUGUAUCUCCGCGAGGCGAGAUCAGAGUGUAACGCAGGACCGUCAGCAUCCUCAGUCCGAGAAGAAGAUCCCCGGAACGGAAUCUAUCAUGUGCGCCUCAAAACUAUCAGUACUCAGAUAUCCAGAGCUAAGUUUGCUUCCAAUUUCAGGAUCUUCUCAAGGGAUGCUUGAUGACGCAAAAAUCGAGAGAGUCAGAGGUACCAGAUGAGACACGAGGCUCAUCGAGGAUACCAGCUGGAAACCAACGACGGCGAAACCAACUGUGGUUUGUUCAACUUCUUUUUCUCAAUCUCGGAGACUUGCUUAAAUCCAUCCAACGGGAUUUCGCGCACGAUGUUCCUUGCGUAGUGGCGAGGCGGAAGGCGUCAAGUUCGAGGCUCGAACAAGGGGGGAAGUUGAUGAGUCGAGAUAUCUUCAUCCGCAGCACAUUGUAACAAUUGCGCCGAAUGGAAGAACCCCUUUAAAGACCGAAGCAAUCACCGUCUGGAUCCAGGCGAAUAGAGGGAUGGCGUUAACCGUUUGAGAAAGUUCCAUUACGGGUCAAAAUGGCAGCGCUCUCCAGCCAGUCCCCUUCGACCACGAAUGUCGAGGGCGUGACAACGCCAGUUUUCGGGUUGUCACAAGGCUCUUAGUCGAAAUACGAUAUCAAAACCUGAG